Leptomonas pyrrhocoris is the source of this 1987-nucleotide messenger RNA. RefSeq lists its product as hypothetical. The transcript has a single exon. NCBI's taxonomy places the organism in Eukaryota, Euglenozoa, Kinetoplastea, Trypanosomatida, Trypanosomatidae. The record is from RefSeq and is a predicted model, not a curated record. Bases 1292 to 1987 code for a protein of 231 amino acids.
GGCACCUCAUGGUGCAUCCACCUACCCGAACACACACACACACACGUACGUUGGACAGAGGCGUAAAAAGAGGCCUGCGCGCACUCCCGUUCUUCGUUCUUCCGUUCUGUAUUGCAAGCACCGGCACCGCCGUUGCGCAUUGUUGUUGCCGACUUGCUGCGUGCCAAUCUGGUUCUUUGCGCGGCCCUUUAAUGAAAGAAAGGGAACGACGAGUUGGUGACCUUGGGGUUUUCUUCUCCAUUCUUUUCCAUUUAUUUUAAAAUUUCUCGUUCUCUGUUACGGGAGGUGCUUUGUGGAUAUGUCGGACUGUGGCGCCGAAAGCGGAGACAGCUACCGUGACCACAUACGACGCAUCCAGGCCGCUCUGCGGAACUCAUCGUGGCAGGCCGAACAACCUUGCCGUGCUUCACCACCCAGUGUUCCUUCAUUGCAGUCUGAACAGCGAGGCGAAGGAGAGGUGCGUAUCGAUGCGCCGCCGCCGUCUGCUUCUGCUGCCUCUCCCGGUCGAUACCUCCUUGGUGAGCGAAACGUGAAUGAGCAAGUCAACGCGGAACACGCUGGGAAACGUGCCCUCUCCUCCUCUCGUGACGCGGUGGUGGAGCGUGCGGUUUCCACAGACUCGUCCACACCUGCUGCCACCCACGCCACUGAUGCUGAUGCCGCCGUGUCGCUCUUCACGAGCAUGGUCGUCUCCACAACUCCGUUUGACGAUCUCAUUGCCAGGGCGUGGGGGAGCAACGUGGGGAAGGCUGGGACGCGUCUCCCUGGAGCACCGGUGGUGAGUAAAGAUGCACAUACACCAACAGCUGACACCGCCUCGUCCGUGUCCGCCGUGUCCGUGUCUUCGAGCUCAUCUUCAUCGUCAUCCUUGAGACCAGUGCUGCCCAUCGUCGCCUCAGCACUGGAACCGUGCCACUCGAUCACCACCACCACCAACACCGCCACCUGUGCAUCGGCUGACUCCCAAGUCUGUGCAGCAGAUACUAAGAUGCAACGUCCCCACAACGCAUUCCCUCGAGCUGCUCCGUCACGGCGCUCCGUCACUUCGAUCUUCGCGGCGUGCCCGCUCGCGGGCUCGUGCGAUGCCGCAGCGCUAUGCGCUUCGAACCCACCCUGUCCAUUGGAGAAGAGCCUCGGGCACGUUAGAAGGACACCCUCCUUCGCCAAUGCGACGGCGAGCAUGACGACGACGACCACCACCACCACGAGAGUCGCGUCAUCCCUCCAUUCUGAUACCACCAGUGCAACGACAGCAACGCCGGCUGCCUCUGCGUUCACCAGCGUCGCCUCCAUGAAUGCGAAACGAAGAAGCGGCAACGAGCAUGAAAGCGCGUCGGCCUCUCUGAUCGAGCAACAGCAGCAGCAGCGUCUCCUGUCGCGCAUUCAGUUGCUGGACAGAGUUCUGGAGAGCGGCCGCCGCAGCACCGGCAGCACACAGACGUUGCGGCUGCUUCGACGUGUGAAGGACGACCGCAACAAGCCGCUCUUUCAAGCCGGACCUGUGAACUGGAGAGCUGUGCGGCAGCUCCGUGAGAAGCUUGUCCGUGCGCUGCUCGGAAAGCCGUCGGAAGAUCUCAAACCGGCGUCGAGAAGGUCCGUAUCGCGUGCGUCGUCUCCGCAAAUCUCCGUUGUGUCUGCGCACGACGCGUCAUCCGUGGCGUCCGGGGAGGCGCACCCGCCUGCCUUCGUUGAUAGCUCAGCAGCAGUCGUGGGUGCGGAGGAGCCGGACGAUGCAUCGCAAAGUCGCUGCUCUGUGUCAACUGAGGUUCCUUCGUGCACACUUCGCGGUAGCACGCUCACCGCAGUUUCUGCCCCAUCGGCUGCGUCGCCAUCUCCCGUUCUUAGCGCAGUCGCAAGCACCUCUUCUGAAAAUGCGGAUGACUACGCAGCAUCCAGGGCGGCUUUUCAGCAGGAGAGCGAGACGAUGCGUCGGGCACACGAACGGAUACUGGCCCGUCGACGAGCGAGCGCCGGCGGCGUUCUGUGA